This is a messenger RNA of Peronospora farinosa, 1218 nucleotides long. The record is from the annotation of a GenBank genome assembly. Lineage: Eukaryota; Oomycota; Peronosporomycetes; Peronosporales; Peronosporaceae.
AUGGAAGAGAUUGGUCUCCCCCCCGUCCUUAUCGACGAUGAGCCACUCGUGCCUGUAUCUAUCGAGACAAAGACCGAUCUGUAUGCAAAAUAUAAAUCUCUUGAGCGACAUUUAGAGUUUCUGAAUAUUCAAGAAGGUUAUAUUAAAGAUGAGAUGAAAAAUCUCAAACGUGAGCUCAUUCGUGCCAAGGAAGAGGUCAAACGGAUUCAAUCAGUACCGCUUGUGAUUGGUCAGUUCUUGGAAAUGGUGGAUGCCAAUUAUGGUAUUGUAGGUUCAACUGCUGGUUCUAAUUAUUACGUGCGGAUCCUGAGCACGCUGGACCGUGAACGUCUCAAGCCAAACUCAUCUGUAGCACUUCAUCGUCAUUCACACGCUGUUGUUGACGUGUUACCUCCUGAAUCCGACUCAAGUAUUCAAAUGAUGCAAAUGUCUGAGCGUCCUGAUGUCUCAUAUGCGGACAUUGGUGGCAUGGACAUUCAAAAGCAGGAAGUGCGAGAAGCUGUGGAGUUACCACUUACUCAUUUCGACCUGUACAAACAAAUUGGUGUGGAUCCACCACGUGGUGUCCUCAUGUAUGGACCACCAGGUACAGGAAAGACAAUGCUGGCGAAGGCCGUGGCAAAUGCCACGACAGCUGCCUUUAUCAGUGUCGUGGGCUCAGAAUUUGUGCAGAAAUAUCUUGGAGAAGGCCCACGCAUGGUCCGUGACGUCUUCCGUCUUGCCAAGGAGAACUCACCUGCUAUUGUCUUUAUUGAUGAAGUGGACGCCAUUGCAACAAAACGCUUUGACGCUCAGACAGGAGCAGACCGAGAAGUGCAGCGAAUUUUGCUGGAAUUGUUGAAUCAGAUGGACGGAUUCGAUCAAGCUACAAAUGUCAAGGUCAUUAUGGCAACCAAUCGUGCCGACACAUUGGAUCCGGCAUUGCUGCGUCCUGGUCGAUUGGACCGCAAGAUUGAAUUCCCGCUGCCGGACCGACGACAGAAACGCCUGAUCUACCAGGCCUGUACAGCAAAGAUGAACCUUGGAGAUGAAGUGGAUCUCGAGGAUUACGUGAAUCGCCCAGAGAAGAUCAGCUCGGCCGACAUUGCGUCCAUUUGCCAGGAGGCAGGGUUGCAGGCAGUGCGCAAGAACCGCUAUGUUGUUCUACCCAAGGAUUUUGACAAGGGCUACAAGAAUGCCAUCAAGCAGGCGGACACGACAUUCGAGUUCUACCACUAA